This is a messenger RNA of Aspergillus pseudotamarii, 1545 nucleotides long. RefSeq lists its product as uncharacterized. Gene Ontology annotation, biological process: positive regulation of transcription by RNA polymerase II. The transcript has 6 exons. Bases 1 to 1545 code for a protein of 514 amino acids. The record is from RefSeq and is a predicted model, not a curated record. Gene Ontology annotation, cellular component: nucleus. Lineage: Eukaryota; Fungi; Ascomycota; Eurotiomycetes; Eurotiales; Aspergillaceae. Gene Ontology annotation, molecular function: zinc ion binding; DNA-binding transcription factor activity, RNA polymerase II-specific; transcription cis-regulatory region binding.
AUGGACGACGACGGCUCUCCAACCAAAACCGCUCCUAAGUUUACGAGAUGCAGGACCGGGUGUUUACGGUGUCGAAAGCGACGCCGGAAAUGCGACGAAGGAAAACCGCGCUGCCAAAACUGUAUCGACAAGAACCUAGAUUGUCAAUAUGGACUGCAGGUUAGCUUCUUGCAGAAGAACACUUUUACGGUCACCGCAAGUGAACUGCGCACGCCCAAGCCUGAAGUAAAUUAUGACAAGAUCAAAUUUGUUCAGGAAGAUCCACUGGGCUGUACCACGGAUGCUUCCGUGGAGGAUUCGCCAUCCCCCGUUGCCAGCAUUCCAGUGACACAUCCUCAGAGUGAUCGUAGAGAUAGUGCAGUAAUCCUCGCCGAUGAUGGAAAAGAUAGUGAUGGAAAGGAUAACCGAAUCGACUUGAAUGAGCAUUAUGGUGAUGGGGGUAGUAUUCAUCGUGAUACUUUGGAUUUACCACACUGGGGUGGAGACCUGAACAUAUCGCCAGAUGGGACUCCUCACCAGGACAAGGAUGAUGCUGUUCAAGGCCUGCUAGCUCUAGGAGCAACGGCUGGACCGAACGGUGUUGUACCGGAGUCGAACAAUUUGUCGCUGCUCAGCCCUAAUGUCGCAUUAUCGUCGCUGAUGAAUCCCCAGCCCUCGGAGGUAAAGGAGAUUGCCCUGCCAACAGUACCUACCGGGCUUUUGGACGAUCCCAGACAUACGAGUAUUACUGAACUGUCUACCUCUUUAACUACGAGUACCGGCAUUGAAUCGGAAGCUCGCAAGCUGGAACUUCUCCGCCAUUACCGCUACCAUGUUGCUACUUGGCUUGACAUUUGCGAUUUGAGACACCCAUUUGGAAUUAAUGUAAUUCAGAUGGCAACGAGAUCCGAAAAACUUCUCUCUGCGAUAUUAGCACUUUCACAAACGUGCAUCAAUCAACGGGGUCACAGGAACAGAGCAGGUCUUGAGCAGCCGACCCUUCGAAAGGGCAACCCAUUGGACCAACUGGACCACGAUCAUCCUGACUUCACGGAGCUUAUACUGCUAUGCCUUCUCGAAGAAAUUCGAGGUCUAGUCACAGAUAUUCCAAAAGCUUGGGUCGACUGGGUGAAUAGAGAUGUCCCCUUUGUAAAUCACUUGGUUCAGCAUGCCUACAGUAAGGACAUGGAGUCGACCGCUUACUGGAUGUUUUUACGUAUAGACUUAGGAGUGGCGCUCGCUAACGACAUCCCCCUUCGAACCCCGCUCCCGAUGCUCCCGAUCCCCAGCUUAACAUUGUUGUCUCGUACCGAGGAUUCUCCAGUCCUAUCUCCUUUGUGGCACGCAUACCGUAUUUGCGGUAUCGCGCUGAAUAAUGACACUCGUGAAAGCUGGGACCCGUGCUUGCUUGCCUCUCUCCUUCUUGCAGCGAAGCACAUGACGCACGAAUCGCAACAACAGGAGAUCUUGCAAGGCUUUAAUCGCAUUCGUGGAAUUACCGGUUGGGAUACCGGCGAAUAUCUGAGCCAACUCCGAGAGGAAUGGUCGUUUCUCGACGGUAUGUGA